Molecule: messenger RNA, 1092 nt
Organism: Didymodactylos carnosus
Lineage: Eukaryota; Metazoa; Rotifera; Eurotatoria; Philodinida; Philodinidae
Source: the annotation of a GenBank genome assembly
AUGACAUUUGAUUCUACUGCCUCGGUCUGGAUAUGCGUUUUGACAGCAACAGACAAAGGAAGCUCCAUAGCCAAAGACUAUAUUCGAUUGCAAAUGGAUGAAAUGAAUACGGGAGAUGUCGUCAUUCUACUCGGUACGUACCUUUUCGAGAUGGGCGAAUACAAAAAGUCAAAAGAUUAUUUCGAGAACUUGAAACAACGCAGAGGAAAGAAUGAUCCCAAUGUUUCUCUUGGUCUCGGUCGGGCUCAUUAUGCUUUGGAUGAGUACAAAGAAGCAUUACAAUACUUCGCCAGUGCCCGUGCGAUCUAUUUAGAAAAGGACCCGCCUGAUUUAUUUAAUGCUGCCAAAGUAGCACUUUAUGCAGGCAAUGCCUUUCGAUUUCGAAGUGAAUACGAUGAAGCACUUUCCAGUUAUACAGAAUCAUUGAACUUCUAUGAAACAUUAGGAAUAGCAGAGUCACUUUCUACCACGAGCGNUUAUGCUUUGGAUGAGUACAAAGAAGCAUUACAAUACUUCGCCAGUGCCCGUGCGAUCUAUUUAGAAAAGGACCCGCCUGAUUUAUUUAAUGCUGCCAAAGUAGCACUUUAUGCAGGCAAUGCCUUUCGAUUUCGAAGUGAAUACGAUGAAGCACUUUCCAGUUAUACAGAAUCAUUGAACUUCUAUGAAACAUUAGGAAUAGCAGAGUCACUUUCUACCACGAGCGUCCUAUCCAGUCUCGUUCUAAUAUUAAACCGCAUGUUUCCUGAUCAACGUCAUCGAGACACAGCAAAAGCGAUACAUUUACUGGCUCGCAUUCACGUGGCGCGUCAGGAUGAUCCGAAGGCUCUGACGUAUUUUCGACAAGCCUUUGAGAUAUGGAACGUGACCUUGUCAAGGGCCAGUGGAUCGAAGAUGAACGUUACUUGUGGAAAUGCAACACUUAUAAUAUUUAAAAUAAUACAAUUUUUGGAAGAACAUCGUACAUCUUUAAAUAGUGAAAAAUUACAUUAUUAUAUUGAUGAAUGUAUAAAGAAACCUCAAUGCUUAUUUGAAUUACAGAGUCAACAAGAAGAUGUUGAUCAUUUUUGUCAAUUAGAAAAACAGUUACUUUAA